Messenger RNA from Drosophila busckii, 566 nucleotides. RefSeq names its product glutaredoxin-related protein 5, mitochondrial (gene Grx5). Lineage: Eukaryota; Metazoa; Arthropoda; Insecta; Diptera; Drosophilidae. The transcript is spliced from 2 exons. Bases 86 to 562 code for a protein of 158 amino acids. The record is from RefSeq and is a predicted model, not a curated record.
AGGGAAAUAGCUUAUUACAAAACAAAUAAGUUGACAGAAAUUUUAAUAGAAUUCAAAAACAGUAACUUACAACACAAAACUAAAUAUGAACAGAAUUUCCCAAAUUUUGCUACGCCAGCGCCAAGGAAGCAUGUUGGCACCCACAAUGCGCGCCAUGCGCUGGUAUAGUGCGGAUGCAGGUGCUCCGGCGGCAACAGUGGACAAACCUACGAUGGACAAGCUAGUACGUACCAACAAGGUGGUUGUCUUUAUGAAGGGCAACCCACAGGCGCCACGCUGUGGCUUCAGCAAUGCUGUUGUGCAAAUAAUGCGCAUGCAUGGCGUGCAAUACGAUGCACACGAUGUGCUACAGAAUGAGGCACUGCGACAGGGUGUUAAGGACUACUCCGACUGGCCCACUAUACCGCAGGUAUUUAUAAAUGGCGAAUUCGUCGGGGGCUGUGAUAUCUUGCUGCAAAUGCAUCAAAGCGGCGAUCUAAUCGAAGAGCUUAAAAAAGCAGGCAUAAUAUCCGACUUGCUAAAAGCAGAAGAGGCAAAAGCAAAAGACGACGCGAAAAAGUAAUAGA